Daucus carota subsp. sativus is the source of this 1451-nucleotide messenger RNA. RefSeq names its product GPN-loop GTPase QQT2. The record is from RefSeq and is a predicted model, not a curated record. The transcript has 6 exons. Bases 148 to 1287 code for a protein of 379 amino acids. NCBI's taxonomy places the organism in Eukaryota, Viridiplantae, Streptophyta, Magnoliopsida, Apiales, Apiaceae. Gene Ontology annotation, molecular function: GTPase activity.
GGACGGAGCAUAUAUAUACAGCGCUACGCGAGGAGAGAAGAGAGCACAAGUCAGCAGCGAGUACAGUCGUCUGAGGAACUAAUAGCAAAAACCCCUCUCAAAACUCGUCGGCCGUUUCUUCUUGUUUCAUCAACAAUAUCAAACAAAAUGGCGGAAACAAACAAGGAUGUGAGUAAGGGAAUGGAGAAUUUGAGUAUUGCUGAAUCCUCAUCAACCACUUUCAAGAAAAAGCCUGUUAUCAUCAUUGUUGUUGGAAUGGCAGGGAGUGGGAAGACUACGUUUUUGCAUCGGUUGGUGUGUGACUUACAGGGUUCGAAGAAGAGGGGGUAUGUUGUGAAUCUUGAUCCUGCGGUGAUGACUCUUCCGUUUGGGGCUAAUAUUGAUAUUAGGGAUACGGUUAAGUAUAAGGAAGUUAUGAAGCAGUAUAAUUUGGGACCGAACGGUGGCAUUCUCACUUCGCUUAACUUGUUUGCUACUAAGUUUGAUGAGGUCAUUUCCGUGAUUGAGAAGCGAGCUGAUCAACUUGACUAUGUUCUUGUUGACACCCCUGGUCAAAUUGAGAUAUUCACUUGGUCUGCCUCAGGGGCAAUAAUCACUGAAUCUUUUGCUUCGACUUUUCCUACAGUCGUCACUUACGUUGUUGAUACACCCCGUUCGGUGAACCCUAAUACCUUUAUGAGCAAUAUGCUGUAUGCUUGUAGCAUCCUUUACAAGACACGACUUCCCCUUGUACUGGCCUUCAACAAAACUGAUGUUGCACAACAUCAGUUUGCUUUGGAGUGGAUGGAAGAUUUUGAGGUAUUUCAAGCUGCAGUGGAAUCAGAUCAGUCUUACUCUUCCAAUCUGACUCGGAGCCUCUCCCUUGCUCUCGAGGAAUUCUAUAAAAAUUUGCGAACUGUUGGAUUCUCUGCAGUGAAAGGUGAUGGGGUGGAUGCAUUUUUCAAGGCAGUUGAAGCAAGUGCUGAGGAAUACAUGGAAACUUACAAGGCUGACCUUGACAAGAGGCGUGAAGAGAAGCAAAAGUUAGAAGAAGACCGCAGAAAAGAAACAAUGGACAAGCUGAGGAAAGAUAUGGAGAAAUCUGGGGGAGAAACUGUCGUAUUGAGCACAGGUUUAAAGGACAUGGACAUUAGUAGUACUAGGGACACCGCCAUGAUGGAGGAGGAAGAAGGGGAAGAGGAAGAAGAGGAUGAAGAUGGUUACAAGAGGUUUGGUGAGGACGAGGAUGUCACAGAUGAUGGUGAAGAUGACGACGAAGAUGAUGAGGUGGCCAGUUUUGCUUUGUAGAUUGGAACAAUUCUAAUAUGUUUACUUCAGAAAACCUUGGAACCACAAGGCCCACAACUAGCAAUGAACAUCCUUGGGAAUGAAUUAUUUGUCUGUUUAUAUAACUUGCAAAAACUUUGAAGGAUUCCCUAUUCGUUGUGCUAAAUUCAUGUCUCUCUUUUGCA